Durusdinium trenchii is the source of this 1598-nucleotide messenger RNA. Lineage: Eukaryota; Dinophyceae; Suessiales; Symbiodiniaceae. The record is from the annotation of a GenBank genome assembly.
AUCGACGGGACAGCGCAACGUCUUCAUUCAGUUGGCGGGAGCUCAAUACACCGGCAAGACAUCUUUGCUGGAAGCUUUGAUUCAAGAAUACGAACCUUCAGCUCUGCAGAAGUUCAAUGAGCAGAAAUCCAAUUUCAUGGCACAUCAUCAGCUACAGAUUGGAGAAAAGCCGAUCAGCAUUCUGGACUGCUCCGGAAAUUCCCGGGCGGCGCACUUGGUGAAAGAGCGCUUUGGUCGUUCCGUGUGGGUCUUCAUCGUCUAUGACUUGGCCAAAAAGGAAUCCCUGGACUAUGCCUUGGCGUUGAUCUUGGAGGUCCAUGCUGCUGGAGCCCGAGCGCUUCUCUUUGGGAACAAGUACAACGUGGACAAAGGUGCCCCGAUUCAGGUGGACGUUGCCGCAGCCAAAGAUGCUGCUGUCCGAGCUGAAGGGCAAGCGAUGGAAAGUUCCAAUCUCAUGGAGGCAGUCAAGUUCGCCAAUUCGGAGGAUGCUGGAGAUGGCCAGGGCGCAGAGGCUUCUCCAGAUAAAAGUCGGAGUUCCAUCUCCAUGGCCAUCGACUCCGUGAAAUCGUGGUUCGGUGGCGACCGGAGCAAAACCGGCGUCUUGAGGCCUUCGUUGAAGGGCACGAAAUCCAUGAAGCAGGCACGCAAAGAUGCAGAGCCUCAAGAUCUGCGUCCCGUCCAGGAGUUGCAAGAUUCUGAGUCUGCGGUGACGUGCAUUUGCUUCGGCCAAGAGCGCUUGCACAAGGCCUACGUCCUCUUGGCCACUGCCUCGAAGGAUGGCACCAUCGUGAUCUACCGCUGCUACCGAACUGAGAUGGAAAUCGCGAUGCUCUCAGACGUUGGGCCGUCGGACGGCUUCGACCCGCCGGCUGAUCAUUCCAACAUCGCCGUCCAUUCCAGAUUAGUGGGACACUCUCGAGCCAUCACGUCGAUUUUCUUCAACUUGCUGGAAGACCAGCUUGUGACAACUUCAAUUGACAAGUCGGUCCGUUUCUGGGGUGUGGACUCCGGCGAGAUGCUGAAGGUCUUUACGGAUUCAUCGCCGGUUCCGGUGGCCACAUUUUUACCGUUCAAUCCGCAGGUCUUCGUGGCGGCCAACUCCAACGCUGUUUUGAGACUCGUACAUGUUGGCAAUGGCAUGGUCUUGCAAAAGCUCAAGGUCGAAACCGAAGUGAGGGCUUUGAAGUUCGAUGACACCGGGCUCUUCCUGUUGGCCGGCACCAAGAGCGGCAGCAUUCACGUCUUGGAGGCCUGUGACUCCACCACCCUGAAGUUCAAAUUCAAGGUCAACUUGGCGAGGGGAGGCGUCACGUGCAUUACCUUCGUCCCUGCAGCCCAUAACCAGCCGCCAUGCUUGUUGGUGAACACCUCCGAUUGCUCGGCCACGAUCAUCGAUUGCACCUAUUCCACGGGAGUCCUGACCAAUCUCACCGUUCGACAUCGUGUCCGAGUGGCGCAUGAGCUUCUGCCGUUGAAGAAUUGCUACUCGCCCUCCGGCCAAGGCUACCUGAUCUCAGGCUCUGAGAACAAAGAGGUGCACAUCUAUGCCUUGGGGAAGGGCUCCAACUACAAGAUGCAAUACUUGAAGCACCACCAGG